AUGUACUGUUGCGCUGCUCUUCAUGCCAGCCAUUGCGAGAAAGCAGGCAGUCAAGCCAGCAAGAGGAAAUAUCAUUAUCCAUAUCAGGAUCGUGCCAAACUGCCUUGCGACAAAGCAAAAAGAGGGUUGCAGGACUACACCCAUACAGAAUCUCCAAACUCUAAGGAAUUCAAUUUUGACUGGCCUAGCAGUAGCUCUUGUUAUACCCCGUACUGCCCCGAUGGUAAUCAAAUAUGGAUGAGGGGAAACCGGGGACUCGGCCCUUGCCAGGCCCUAUUGGGGUCCUGGACCGACGAUCAUGACGACACAUUUGUUCCUGAUUGA
This is a messenger RNA of Fusarium venenatum, 324 nucleotides long. Lineage: Eukaryota; Fungi; Ascomycota; Sordariomycetes; Hypocreales; Nectriaceae. The record is from RefSeq and is a predicted model, not a curated record.